CUUAGGGUUUUUGCGGCAAUGGCAGUGAUGAAUGCCGCGGCGUCGUCUCCGUGCUGCUUCAAUCCCAGGAGCAGCAGCUGCGAGAAAUCGGCAGCGCUAUUUUCCAGCCAGUGGCGCCAGGACGAAUCUGGGUUCUGCGUCUCCAGGAGUGCGAAUGCGAGGCCGGGCCGAGCAGGGAUUUGCCGUGCGCAAGUAACGAUGAUGCCAAUCGGCACUCCCAAAGUGCCUUACAGAACUCCCGGCGAGGGAACUUGGCAGUUCGUGGAUAUUUGGAAUGUGCUGUAUCGAGAGAGAAUCAUUUUUAUCGGGCAACACAUUGACGAGGAGUUUGGCAAUCAAGUGCUCGCGACUAUGCUCUACUUGGACAGCGUUGAUUCCAGCAAAGAUCUCCAUUUCUACAUGAGUUGUCCUGGUGGAGACUUAACUCCUUCCAUGGCCAUAUACGACACAAUGGGAAGCGUGAAAAGCCGGAUGGGAACGAUGGCACUCGGCUAUGCGUAUAACAUCGCUGGAUUCUUACUUGCGGCUGGAGAAAAGGGACUGCGAACCUCCAUGCCUCUGACAAGAAUUGCUAUGCAACCGCCUCAAGGAGCUGCUCGCGGAAAAGCAGCCGACAUUCAAAACGAGGCUAAGGAACUAUCUCGAGUUCGAGAUUAUCUCUUCAAGCAACUAGCUGUGAAAACUGGGCAGCCAGAAGAAAAGAUUCACAAAGACUUUAGCAGGAUAAAAAGGUUUUCUGCGCAAGAGGCUCUAGACUAUGGCCUGAUUGACAAAAUCAUAAGGCCUCCCACGGUCAAACCAGAUGCAAGCUCCAAGGCCGAGGCCGGUCGUGGCAUCGGCUGAAAGCUUGAUGAAUAUCUUUUGCAUUUCAUGUUGCAUACGUGGCAGCUGGCUCAAUUGACGUAAUUGUGCUCGUGUUCCUUAGGUUUAAUCACUCUCCACGAGCAAAGUCAACAAGUCCGCGUUUAAAAUCAUACGUGGAAAAUGCGAGGAGUGGACUUUCGCUCUGUA
This is a messenger RNA of Selaginella moellendorffii, 1011 nucleotides long. RefSeq names its product ATP-dependent Clp protease proteolytic subunit-related protein 2, chloroplastic. NCBI's taxonomy places the organism in Eukaryota, Viridiplantae, Streptophyta, Lycopodiopsida, Selaginellales, Selaginellaceae. Gene Ontology annotation, biological process: protein quality control for misfolded or incompletely synthesized proteins. Gene Ontology annotation, molecular function: ATPase binding; serine-type endopeptidase activity; ATP-dependent peptidase activity. The coding region runs from base 19 to 843 and encodes 274 amino acids. The transcript has 7 exons. Gene Ontology annotation, cellular component: endopeptidase Clp complex. The record is from RefSeq and is a predicted model, not a curated record.